AUGAGUAACCCUUUCCAUCAGCUAGUAGAGCCACUUGAUCCUGAUGAACCAGACAAGAAGUUUUUCAAUCUCCACAAGUUAAACGAUGAAAGAUAUGCACGUCUGCCUUUCUCCAUUCGGGUGCUUUUGGAGUCUGCUAUCAGGAACUGUGAUGAGUUUCUUGUAAAACCUAAAGAUGUAGAUAAUAUCCUGAACUGGAAAAUCACCCAGCAUGAGAAUGUGGAAGUGCCAUUUCGUCCAGCACGUGUCAUCCUGCAGGACUUUACAGGUGUGCCUGCAGUGGUGGAUUUUGCAGCCAUGCGGGAUGCAGUAAAGCGAUUGGGAGGUGACCCCAAGAAAAUCAACCCUGUUUGUCCUGCAGAUCUUGUGAUCGAUCACUCUAUUCAAGUUGAUUUCAACAGGAGGGACGACAGUUUACAAAAGAAUCAGGAAUUGGAAUUUGAAAGGAACAGAGAGCGAUUUGAGUUUUUAAAGUGGGGUUCCCAGGCCUUUCAGAAUAUGAGGAUCAUCCCUCCUGGCUCUGGUAUUAUUCACCAAGUCAAUCUUGAGUAUCUAGCCAGAGUAGUCUUCCACCAAGAUGGCUUAUACUACCCUGACAGUCUUGUCGGAACGGACUCUCAUACCACAAUGAUCGAUGGGCUUGGAGUUCUUGGUUGGGGUGUUGGAGGCAUUGAAGCUGAAGCAGUCAUGCUUGGCCAGCCAAUAAGCAUGGUGCUUCCUGAAGUAAUUGGCUACAAAUUGCUUGGAAACCCUCACCAUUUGGUGACCUCCACAGACAUUGUACUCACUGUAACUAAGCAUCUUCGUCAAGUUGGUGUUGUGGGAAAGUUUGUGGAAUUUUUUGGCCCAGGUGUUGCUCAGCUUUCUAUUGCUGACAGAGCCACUAUUGCCAACAUGUGCCCAGAAUAUGGAGCCACAGCUGCAUUUUUUCCUGUGGAUCUGAUCAGCAUACAGUAUCUACAACAAACAGGUCGAGAAGAAGACAAAGUGAAGUACAUUCAGCAGUAUUUAGAAGCUGCUGGGCUUUUCAGGGAUUUCAGAAACACAGAGCAGGACCCAGAUUUUACCCAGGUGGUAGAAUUGGACCUCAACACAGUGGUGCCAUGUUGCAGUGGACCAAAGAGACCCCAGGAUAAAGUAUCUGUUUCUGACAUGAAAACUGACUUUGAAAAUUCUCUGGGAGCCAAGCAAGGGUUUAAGGGCUUUCAAAUACCUCAGGGACAUCAUAAUGACAAAGUUAAAUUCUCCUAUCAAGACGCUGACUACGAGCUCAGCCACGGCUCUGUUGUCAUAGCUGCUAUCACUAGCUGCACAAACACCAGCAACCCUUCUGUCAUGCUGGGUGCAGGAUUACUAGCCAAAAAAGCUGCAGAAGCUGGCCUGACAGUGAAACCAUACAUCAAGACAAGCCUUUCCCCUGGCAGUGGUGUUGUUACGUACUACCUUCGAGAUAGUGGUGUUAUGCCUUAUCUUUCCAAGCUUGGAUUUGAUGUUGUAGGAUAUGGAUGUAUGACCUGCAUUGGAAACAGUGGCCCCUUACCCGACUCUGUUGUAGAAGCCAUUACUCAGGGAGACUUAGUUGCUGUAGGUGUGUUAUCUGGUAAUAGAAAUUUUGAAGGCCGCGUUCAUCCAAAUACUCGUGCAAAUUACCUAGCUUCUCCACCUCUUGUCAUUGCCUACGCCAUAGCUGGGACCAUCAGAAUUGACUUUGAGACAGAACCACUGGGCAAUAAUGCUGAUGGGAAACCUGUAUUUCUCAAAGAUAUCUGGCCCACCAGAGAUGAAAUACAGGCUGUGGAGUGCAAAUAUGUUAUACCAGGAAUGUUCAAAGAAGUCUAUGAAAAAAUUGAGAAAGUGAAUGAGAGCUGGAAUAAUUUGAAAGCACCAACUGAUCAGUUUAUAUCCUUGGGAUUCGAAUUCAACCUACAUCAAAUCUCCUCCUUUCUUCGAUAACUUGACAAUGGAACUUGUGCCUUCUAAACCCAUCAAUGAUGCCUAUGUCCUCCUAAACCUGGGUGAUUCUGUAACUACUGACCACAUUUUCUCCUGCCGGGAAUAUUGCAAGAAAUAGUCCUGCCGCUCGCUAUUUAACCAAUCGGGGUUUAACUCCAAGAGAAUUCAAUUCUUAUGGGUCACGUAGAGGGAAUGAUGCUAUCAUGGCUAGAGGCACAUUUGCCAAUAUCCGCUUGUUUAACAAGUUCAUCAACAAGCAGGCUCCUUUAACUACCCAUUUUCCUUCCAAUGAAACGCUUGAUUUUUGAUGCAGCUGAGAGAUAUCAACAGGCUGGCCAUAAUUUAAUCCUCUUAACUGGUAAGGAAUAUGGAUCUGGGAGCUCCAGAGACUGGGCAGCCAAAGGACCUUUCUUGCAGGGUAUUAAAGCUGUCCUUGCUGAGAGCUAUGAGCGCAUUCACCGCAGUAACCUAGUUGGAAUGGGUAUAAUCCCUCUACAGUAUUUGCCAGGAGAAAAAUACAGAGGCACUAGGACUCACUGGUAAAGAGCGUUACACCAUUCUUAUUCCUGAAGACAAAGAUCUCCGGCCUGGCAUGAAUGUUGAGAUAAAGCUUGAUACAGGAAAAACGUUUGACGCUAUAAUGAGAUUUGACACCGACGUGGAGCUCACUUAUUACCGCAAUGGAGGCAUCCUGAAUUACAUGAUCCGUAAAAUGGCUAACUCUGUUUAA
Molecule: messenger RNA, 2683 nt
Organism: Staurois parvus
Lineage: Eukaryota; Metazoa; Chordata; Amphibia; Anura; Ranidae
Source: the annotation of a GenBank genome assembly